Diachasmimorpha longicaudata is the source of this 2508-nucleotide messenger RNA. RefSeq lists its product as uncharacterized. Bases 278 to 2020 code for a protein of 580 amino acids. Gene Ontology annotation, biological process: central nervous system development; spinal cord motor neuron cell fate specification; neuron projection morphogenesis. Gene Ontology annotation, cellular component: nucleus. Gene Ontology annotation, molecular function: sequence-specific double-stranded DNA binding; DNA-binding transcription factor activity, RNA polymerase II-specific. The record is from RefSeq and is a predicted model, not a curated record. The transcript has 3 exons. NCBI's taxonomy places the organism in Eukaryota, Metazoa, Arthropoda, Insecta, Hymenoptera, Braconidae.
CGACCGUCGGAUUCCACUUUGCGACGUAACGCAGUCGACUACACCGGGCUCAAGUCAACAAAUUCCUCGUAGAGGUAGUGAGCUAAAAUUGUCCGUUUUCGUGGACGAUUGAUACCUGCCGUUAUCAAUUCAUAGCGAACAUUGGACUUCAGUGAAGCAAUAGAAGUUGAAAAAGUUCAAGUGUUAUCUGAUUUUCCUCGAUGGAAUGUUAAAUAGUGAUUACCAUUAAGCUUGAUGUGAUUGGAGAUGAGGUAUUGAGGCUGAUAGUGAUUGAGACAUGGCUGCGAUGCAUUACAACACGACAAUGGUAGCCGAGGACAUUCACCACCCGAGACACCCCAGGCACCCCUAUCACCUGGAUGAAUCAGCCACAUCGCCGAGUUCCGAAGAGGGCCGUUCACCAGACGCCGCCUCCCCCCUCAGUUCAGGUAACAUAAACUAUGUAACAAGUGGUGAAUCCAGGAGAGACUCUUCAGACACUGACGUCAACUCUCGUCUCCUGAGUUACGAAUCCAAUCCCAAGUUAUUAUCGAGUGACGAAAGCCAUCCAUCCCCAGCGAAGCGUUUCCGUGAGGAUUCUAAUGACGAUCGUUGCUACAGUGAAACCGGUAUGUGCUCACCAGAAGGACCUGACACGAGGGAAUCGUCCCCUGGACGACAACGUGCAUCGGGAAAGUCAUCCUUCUGUAUUGAUGCACUAUUAGGAAGAGCGACAGCCAAACCUAAGCAUGAAGAUGAUCAUGGGGGUCCUCUUCCUCCACCGCCUCCCCGACGCAGCUCAGGAUCUUUGGGGAACCCGCUGCAUCCAUUCGUACCAAGAAAUGAUCGCAAUCUCCCGGGGCUCAGUAAUAAUCAAAAUUCAAGGAUGUUGCAGGCCAUCAGAGAGUCCAGCGGAAUCAGCUUAUCGCAUUACGGAAGCUUUAAUCCAAAUCCAGGUGAUGGACUGUCCGAUCCAGGCAGAUUCGAACGAAAUCCAGGGGAAAAUACAGAGGACGAGGCUGGAACCGAUGUUGAUGUUGAGGAGAUGAGAGAAGACGAAGCGGGAAGAAGAACCUCUAGUGCAAGUCCAGGUAGCAACGGCAGUCGGAGUCCAGUUUCCAGUCCUCCGAUAUCACCAGGAUCUGAAGACUUAGCUUCUAAUCCAUUAGCUAACUCAGGCAUGCAGGGUCUUGGUCAUUCUGGUCACAGAACUGAUGGACUGUCUUGUGUAGGACCUUAUGGACUAGGUAACACUGGUGUCAACGUGGCCGUCGCAAUGCGCCAGAAUCAGCAGAGUCUUCUUCUACACUCAGGUGGACCUCUUCUUCACCCCUCAGGACUGUAUUAUCAUCCCGGUGGCACUUCGAGUGCCUUUCACUCGAUACACAAGGAUGCUCAGCAGUUAGUGCAAGGACACCCUAGGACCAGUGGUGCUUCUGGAGGAUCAGUACCUGGGCAUCCACAGCAGCAAGCACAACAGCAACCUCAUCAUAUUCACCCCUUACAGCUAGAGUGGCUUGCCAGAACGGGGAUGCUGUAUCCAAGACUGCCUGCUGACUUGGCCGGUUGCGCAGCACAACACGCCCUUCUGGGUAAAACUAGAAGACCCAGGACAGCUUUCACGUCUCAGCAGUUGUUAGAAUUGGAGAAGCAAUUUAGGCAGAAUAAAUAUCUUAGUAGACCGAAGAGAUUUGAGGUGGCUACGUCACUUAUGCUGACUGAAACACAGGUGAAAAUUUGGUUUCAAAAUCGUCGGAUGAAGUGGAAGCGCAGCAAAAAGGCCCAACAGGAGGCCCGAUCGGGCAGCAAUAAGAGCGAAGAUUCAGCUUCAGGUGGGGGCUCAAGUGCGCGAGCAAAUUCUAGCAGCGAGAGGGAAAAUGUUGGUAGCAGUGAAGAUCUCCGCACACCACCCAACGCUACUGCGACGGGUAAUCCUCCGGGCGGCACCAACGUCACCGCCGAGGACAGAGGUACUUCCCACGAGCAUCCCAGGCUCAUCAACGAGCUUCGCGAACCAUUGUACAGGCCCUACGUCGUUUGAGCCGUCAUUCCCGACGUUCUCAUGUAAAUAUAUGAUACGGGAAGUGAGACAAAACGGGAAUCAUUGGACGAUCAUCAGCUGUGCUCCUACCACGAUUUGAAUGAUUUCAUCUCAUUGUCAACGUCAAAGAAAAACUCUAGAUGAGAUAAUUUCCCAAACGCCCGCCCAUUUUGCCCCAUUCCCCCCCCCCCCACUUGGUUAUAUCCAUUUUUAGAUAAAUUGUCAAUCACACGAAUGUUUCGACCGAUUUGUGCGAGAGAAAAUGACUUUGUUAUCGUCUAGAUAUAGAACCAUUAAAUCUACAUGUAAUUGUGUAACAUAAUACAAUUAUAAAUAAUUAGAUCCUAAGAAAGCGGAAAAAAAAUUGUACAUAGUAAUCGUGCAUCGAUUUAAGAUAGAAUGAAAUCAAUUGUGAUGAUCGAAGAAUCUAAUAUAUUGCGACAAGUUCCUAUAAUAAAUUAUCGAGAUAAAAUAUUAAACAUGUUUGU